AUGCCGAAGACACAAUACUUCGAGCACGAGCUCACCCUCUCCCCUCACUCCGAGCCAGCAGGCUCCAAGUUUCCAGCUCGUCUCGCAUACUGGACCUUUGGCUCAUCCUCCAACCCUGCCGUACUGCUCCCUUCCUGUUAUGGUGGCACGCUUGCCAAUACCCUCCCCUUUCUGUACGACUCCGCCGCCCACGCCAACCCAAUCUUGCCACCGGAGAAGUACUUCAUCAUAAUUACCGGCCUACUCUCCGGAAGUGAGUCUUCCUCGCCGUCUAACACCCCCGCGCCAUGGAACGGACCCAACUUCCCACACGUCACGUACGAGGACAACAUCCGUCUUCAAAAGGCGCUCUGCGACAGCCUGGGCGUAAAGGAACUCUUCCUGUACUGUGGUUUCAGCAUGGGCGGUCAACAAACGUAUCACAUGUCGGCCCUUUUUCCGGGCUUCGUAGAGCACAUGGUGUGCUUAGCCGGUUCCGCACGAACAAGCGCGCACAACUGGUCCUUCCUCGAAGGCCCGCGGUACGCACUGAUUUCGUCCAAGGACUACCACGACGGGCACUAUACUAAACCCGUUAAAGUGGGCACAACGGCAUUCUUUCGUGUCUAUUCCACCUGGGCGUUGUCGCAGGGCUGGUUCAGGCAAAGGUGCUGGGAGCAAACGGGCUAUAAAACGGUGGCUGAGUAUCACGAGGCAAACUGGUCCGGGCACGGGGACGCGAACGAUCUGCUAUGGCUGCUAUGGACGUGGCAGAAGGGCGAUAUUACGUUGUAUUAUCCAGAAGACAAUGGUGAUCUGGCGAAGACUCUGGGACGUAUCCAGGCGAAGUGUUUGAUCUUUCCGUCAAGGACGGAUCAGUACUUUCCACCGGAGGACAACGAAGAGGAAGUGAAGCAUCUCAGGAAUGGCGAGUUCAGAUGCAUUGAGACCGUUUGGGGCCAUAUUGCCGGAGGUGGCAGCGGUACGAAAGAAGAUACCGAGUACAUCAUCCAGGAAAUCAAGCGCUUCUUGCAGCUUUGA
Messenger RNA from Baudoinia panamericana UAMH 10762, 1020 nucleotides. RefSeq lists its product as uncharacterized. The transcript has 2 exons. Lineage: Eukaryota; Fungi; Ascomycota; Dothideomycetes; Mycosphaerellales; Teratosphaeriaceae. Gene Ontology annotation, biological process: biosynthetic process. The coding region runs from base 1 to 1020 and encodes 339 amino acids. The record is from RefSeq and is a predicted model, not a curated record. Gene Ontology annotation, molecular function: acyltransferase activity, transferring groups other than amino-acyl groups.